CGCAGGGUGGGUUUGCGGUUCCCAGGAGCGGUGCAGGGUCCCAAGGCUGGGUAGGGGGCGCCUGCCGUGGGUGCGUGGGGCCCCGUCGGCGUCCCGGCCCGUGCCUGGUCGGGGAAGGGGCGUGGAAGGAAAGCCAGAGGUCAGGGGCCGGCGCCCAGCUCCCUGGAAGUCGUCGGUUGGGGCCCCUUAGAUGUGGGGAGACGCCGUCUUGUGUGGCUUCUGCCACAAGCGGAAGUGCGUGUCGGCGGGAUCAUGGCGACUUUGGCGGACCUGCCGGACUCAGUCCUGUUAGAGAUCUUCUCUUACCUCCCGGUCCGGGAUCGAAUUCGCAUCUCCAGGGUUUGUCACCGCUGGAAGAGGCUGGUGGACGACCGGUGGCUCUGGCGACACGUCGACCUGACUCUGUACACGAUGCGGCCUAAAGUCAUGUGGCACCUCCUUCGCCGCUAUAUGGCAUCCCGGCUCCGUUCCCUGCGGGUGGGCGGCUACCUGUUCUCAGGCUCCCAGGCCCCCCGGCUGUCCCCCGCCUUGAUGAGGGCCCUGGGCCAGAAGUGCCCUAACCUGAAGCGUCUCUGCCUGCACGUGGCCGACCUGAGCAUGGUGCCCAUCACCAGCCUGCCCUGCACCCUGAGGACCCUGGAGCUGCACAGCUGCGAGAUCUCCAUGGCCUGGCUCCUCAAGGAGCAGGACCCCACCGUGCUGCCCUUGCUCGAGUGCAUCGUGCUGGACCGGGUCCCUGCCUUCCGUGAUGAGCACCUGCAGGGCCUGACGCGCUUCCGCGCCCUGCGGUCGCUGGUGCUGGGCGGUACCUACCGAGUGACCGAGACAGGGCUGGAUGCGGGCCUCCAGGAGCUGGGCUACCUGCAGAGGCUGGAGGUGCUGGGCUGCACCCUCUCAGCUGACAGCACCCUCCUGGCCGUCAGUCGCCACCUCCGAGAUGUGCGGAAGAUCCGGCUGACCGUGAGGGGCCUCUCUGCCCCCGGCCUGUCCGUCUUGGAGGGCAUGCCAGCCCUGGAGAGUCUGUGCUUGCUGGGCCCUCUCAUCACCCCAGAAAUGCCUUCUCCGGCUGAAAUCCUCUCUUCCUGCCUCGCCAUGCCCAAGCUCAGGGUCCUUGAGCUGCAGGGGCUGGGGUGGGAGGAUCAGGAGGCCGAGAGGAUCCUGUGUAAGGGGCUGCCCCACUGUAUGGUCAUCGUCAGGGCCUGCCCCAAAGAGUCCAUGGACUGGUGGAUGUGACUGCAUCACCCAUCCAUGUUGGCUUUCAUGGGUGAGCCCCAGACCCUCUGGACAGCACCUUGCAGAGGGCCCGUAACCAGGUUGAGAGAGCCCAAAGCCACAAGGUAGAACGAAGGCCUUGGGGCCUCCGGACAGUUGGAAUCCCUGUUUGCCAGUUGUUUGGCCUCUGUGACAUCAGCCAGCUUCUCGGAGGGCCUAUCCCCACAUCUGGAAGUGGGGAAGAUCAUAGCUACCUCAUGGUUAUGUCGCGAAGCCUUAUUCUUUACCAGCCCCCGGGCCAAAAAGGUCCUCGACGAUGGGUCAUUCUCAGGAACAGAAUGGAUGCAGCAGGGUGGGGUUAAGAGUUAGGGGGAGCUGAGGGCCAGGGCCCCUUUAGGAGGCCUGGCAAGACUAUCUAUGCAUGUGCACCCCCACGCUGACACGCCAUUGAUACACGAGGGAUGCGAUGAGAAAGCCCAGGAAGACUUCUGCUUUGACGAUUGAAAGUGUCAGUGAAGGUUCUCAGUUGUACUUUCGGUAUUUUGGUAUUCUAUAUUUUCAAAUUUUUCCACAAUAUAUAUUAUUUUGCUAUUAAAGAAAAAUAAUUUUUUUUUCCCAAAA
This is a messenger RNA of Prionailurus viverrinus (fishing cat), 1833 nucleotides long. It is a transcript of the gene FBXL12, whose product is annotated as F-box and leucine rich repeat protein 12. Gene Ontology annotation, biological process: SCF-dependent proteasomal ubiquitin-dependent protein catabolic process; positive regulation of protein ubiquitination. Gene Ontology annotation, molecular function: protein binding. The transcript has 4 exons. The coding region runs from base 253 to 1233 and encodes 326 amino acids. Gene Ontology annotation, cellular component: SCF ubiquitin ligase complex. The record is from RefSeq and is a predicted model, not a curated record. NCBI's taxonomy places the organism in Eukaryota, Metazoa, Chordata, Mammalia, Carnivora, Felidae.